GUGGCAGUUUGCAACUCCAAGCCCGAGAAAAUUUCAAGGUCAAUCACUUUUCAUGUAUAAUCUUAAACCGGGGAAGUACUCGUUGGCCAUCCAAUUGAUAAAGCACGAACUUCCACGAACAGUUACCAGUCACAGUGCUACCCACCAAAAUAUCCCUAAAAAUACAUUUACUAUAUUUAAAUAUGAAAUAUACUAUUAUAUCUUUGAUUUUUAGUUGUACACCGUUAUGGAAACGUUUGAUAAAGCACCAAAAUUCUUUGCUGCGCAAGCAUUGAUUCGACAAACAUCACCAAAACAUGUUAUUACAAUGGGUAAAAUAGCCGAGCCUUUUGUUCAGGCACUGAUUGGCUGCUUGCUAAAUGCAGAUGGCAAACAGGAAACAGACAAGCAAUACGUAUCACUUCCGGCCAACAUGACUCUCUUAGAUUUCAAAGACUUUACUUUUAACGCCUGUUUGUAUCGUGUGCGAAGACUUCAAUUACAAUCGCAACCAACAGAUACUCAAACCGAAGACCGCCUGAAUUACAUCCAGACAUUAAUAAACGUCGACUCAACCAAAACCGUGUACGCUCUGGGAGCUCUCAUUAAAUUUCUAGAGCAAACAUGGCAUAAUAUGCGUCCAUCAGGCGACGAUGCGUUGAUUUUCUUGCAUAUUAAACAAGUCGCACUAGAUGAUCAUGUUUACAUUGAUAACACGACCUUCAACGCUUUGAAUGUCUUCAACUUGAUGAGACACGACUCUGCGUUCAAACAUGGCGGACUUUCCAGUUGCAGAGAAGGUGUUAGCCUGUUUAAACUUCUCUCACUUCACUGCGUAUCACAAAUGGGCUUUCUAAAACUAAGAGAAAUAUUAAUGUCGCCAAUUAAAAACAUGAAUGAAUUGGCAAAGCGUUAUGAAUUCAUGGAUUUCAUCGUUGAUCCACGACACACGCCGAUUGCAACUGCUAUCAAUGCUGCACUGCAUAAAAUCACCAAUGUGUACAAAAUCUUCGGCAAAAUUAAACAUUCGCAGGGAAAUGCAGGACACUGGCGUGCUUUAUACGGCACAAUAUAUGCGUUACUACAAGUAAACGAAGAAAUAAAACCAUUUUUAACUGAGUGUAGUAUUUUUCGUGAAUAUCACGAGAUGAUGUCAGAGAAUUUGUACCGUGUGGAAGCAACAAUCAACACAACGUUAGACUUGAAAGUUGGGCUUAAUAGGGAUCGUCCUGCUGUCAAGGAGCACAUCGAUGAUGAAUUAGAUGAGGCGAAAAGUACCUACAACACGAUACAAAACCGUCUUGUUGCGGCCGCACGUAUUGUAGUCAAUCAUCUCCCACCGCAGUUGGAAGAAUGCACUGUUUCAUUCGUCCCAGACAUGGGGCAUAUCAUAAGCGUACGCAAAUGGUCACCUAAGUGCACACCCGAAGAAUUAUUACCAUACGGGUGUUAUUUUCUAUUUGAAAGUUCGAGUAUCUUUCAUUACAAAACCGCUCUUUGUCAAGAAUUAGAUAAACAACUGGGUGACUUACCACUGGUAGUCCAGGAUCAUGAAAACAGGAUAAUCCAACGUGUAGCAGCAUUCGUCAUUGAACAAAAUGUUUUCAUGUUGAAUCCGCUCGAACAACUAGCCUAUAUGGACGCACUAAUAUCAAUGGCAAAAGUGGGCAAGGAGCGUAACUACGUCCGACCACUUAUCAAUGAACACAAUAUGCUUGAAAUCAAAGAUGGCCGCCAUCCUCUGGCAGAAAUAAACAAUGAAAGUUAUGUGCCGAAUCAUUACAUGUCUGGCGGGUUGCAUCGUCCGAUGAAAAUCAUCACAGGACCCAAUGCUAGUGGAAAAAGUAUGUUCCUCAAACAAGUAGCUCUUCUUGUCUACAUGGCACACGUCGGCAGUUAUCUACCUGCUGCUGCAGCUAAUAUUUCGAUGGUGCACAGUAUACAUUCCAGAUUACAUGCGAAUGAAUCCGCCGCGCUCAAUAUGUCCGCAUUUACGAUUGAUUUAAUUCAGAUGGGAAAUGCUUUGUACAGCGCAAAACCUUCUUCACUGGUGGUAAUGGAUGAAUUUGGACGUGGAACAACAGGAAACGUAACAAAAGCGUUACUUUUAAGUGCCCUACGUCAUUUCCUGCACGGAGACAACAUCUGUCCACAUGUAGUUGUCUCAACACACUUAACUCUAGAGAAAGAAUACCUGGAAAGUCCUCUGGUGCAUUUUCAAAAGAUGUCACACAUGCGACACCCGGAAACAAACGCCAUUACAUUUCUAUAUAAAAUUCAAGAUGGCGAAACGUCCAGUUGCACAUUCGAAAUGGCUGAGGUUUUAGAACCAAGUAUCCUUCAACGUGCAAAAGAGAUUUACGCGUCGCUAAGUGGCGAUAAACCGGAACUUACUCCUGAAGAAGAAGAGCAAUUCUUUUUGGACGUUAAAUGUCCUCCAUUUGAUGAUUAACUUACUUAAAAUAACUCACAUAAUAAUUUAUUUGAUGCCGAAAUGUAAUAAAACGUCGGCAAGUAUUAGAAAAAAUUAAAAUUAAUAAUAAGUAGUUAUUUCAAUAGUUAAACAAAUGCUAUCAACACUU
Molecule: messenger RNA, 2561 nt
Organism: Dalotia coriaria
Lineage: Eukaryota; Metazoa; Arthropoda; Insecta; Coleoptera; Staphylinidae
Product: mutS protein homolog 5-like
Exons: 8
Coding region: 227-2431 (734 amino acids)
Biological process (GO): chiasma assembly; mismatch repair
Cellular component (GO): nucleus
Molecular function (GO): mismatched DNA binding; ATP-dependent DNA damage sensor activity; ATP binding
Source: RefSeq, a predicted model, not a curated record